Molecule: messenger RNA, 1006 nt
Organism: Zingiber officinale
Lineage: Eukaryota; Viridiplantae; Streptophyta; Magnoliopsida; Zingiberales; Zingiberaceae
Product: 3-oxo-5-alpha-steroid 4-dehydrogenase 1-like
Exons: 2
Coding region: 160-972 (270 amino acids)
Biological process (GO): lipid metabolic process
Molecular function (GO): oxidoreductase activity, acting on the CH-CH group of donors
Source: RefSeq, a predicted model, not a curated record
AUAUUAAAAUCUUGCUCGCUACAAAUUAAUGUGCAUCGUCUGCGUGUUCUCUGCAUCUCUCCGUUCGCAAUCUCUCCACGUAUCUCCCUCUCUCUCUCUCUCUCUCUCUCUCUCUCUCCCUCUCUAAUCCUCUUCCUCAAAUCGGUCGGAAGCGAGAAGAUGCUGUCGGCGAUCACGGCCCUGGGCCUCUUCUACCCUCCGCCGCCUUCGAUCUUCCUCACGGCGAUGUCCGCAAUCACCUGCACCUCCCUCGCCUUCAUCGGCGUCUCCGAGGUGCGGGGCAAGCACCUUAGCUACUCCAAGUUCUGGAGCGCGAACAAACCCGGAGGCGGCGGCGCCGAUCCGGUCCGCAUCUCCAGCCGCGCCGGGAUGCUCUUCUUCUACACGCCCGCGCUGCUCGCCUCCGCCGCCGCCUUCGCCGUCCCAAGCCUCAUGGCCGACGAGAGGGGCCUCUUGGUCGCGCUCGCCCUCCUGCUUCAUUUCCUCAAGAGGGAUUUCGAGGUACUAUUCGUUCACCAAUUCAGCGGGGCCAUCGUGCUGGACUCGGCCAUUUCGAUAUCCUUCAGCUAUUUCAUCAACACCGUUUGCAUCCUGUACGCUCAGUAUCUGGCCGUGGGCGCGCCCGAACCAGCAGUGAACCUCAAGUACCCUGGCGCGGUCGUGUUCGCUGUCGGAAUGCUCGGCAACUUGUACCAUCACAUCCUCCUCUCGAAGCUGAGAAAGAAGGGAGACAAAGGCUACAAGAUCCCUGAGGGUGGGCUGUUUGGCUUGGUCAUCUGCCCGCACUAUCUCUUUGAAAUAAUCAUUUGGGUUGGGGUUGCACUCAUGGCGCAGACUCUGAAUGCCGCCUCCUUCGUGCUUGGUUCGGCGUUCUACUUGAUGGGCAGGAGUUGGGCAACGAAGAGAUGGUAUGUCUCCAAGUUUGAGAGCUUUCCUAAAGGAAUCAAGGCACUGCUGCCUUACAUUUACUGAUCGAUCGGAAAUUACAUUGACGAGUUUGUUUCGA